This is a messenger RNA of Nerophis lumbriciformis (worm pipefish), 510 nucleotides long. The record is from RefSeq and is a predicted model, not a curated record. Lineage: Eukaryota; Metazoa; Chordata; Actinopteri; Syngnathiformes; Syngnathidae.
AUGAUGAAGUCCCGGCCAGGCGUCACGGUUCUACUGCUGCCCAUCGCCUUCUCCAUCAGCUUGGUUCCAGUGUGUAACGGAGCCGCAAUUGCUGUUUCGUGUGGAUCCAUCUACAAGAGUUUUGCUCAGUGUUUACUGACACUUGGAGACAGUUUGGUGGACAUGCAAAAAGACCAGGGUGUCCAGGAUAUAAGCACAAUCUGCAGGUCUUGGAAUGAGUUUCAUACUUGUGCCAACGUGGCCAUGUCAGGCUGUCCCAAAGAAGCAGCAGCAAUAUGGGAGUCCCUAAGACAAGAAUCGAGGAAGGCCCGGUUCUCCGGAAACCUCUAUGACUUGUGUGCCAGCCUCACCACCCUCGUACCCAGCACUGUGCCUGCUCCCCUUACUCCUCCCACCUCAGAUCAGACCAACCAAGAGACACUAAAGGGGAGAACAUAUCGAUGGAGUCCUUCUAUCACCACAAUCAUCCUUCCAACGUGUGGCGCUUUGUUAGUGCUGCUCAGGAUCUAG